Carica papaya (papaya) is the source of this 1698-nucleotide messenger RNA. The record is from RefSeq and is a predicted model, not a curated record. Lineage: Eukaryota; Viridiplantae; Streptophyta; Magnoliopsida; Brassicales; Caricaceae.
AGAGGGCCAAGUUAAUGUAACUGCAAAAGCCAGUGACAGGAAAUUCAGAAUGAAGAGAAGCCUCUGAAAAGUUUUAGACUUAGGAUGUUGCAUAUUGAUGUCACAAUCUUUUUGUUAUCAGGCAUGGUUGAAGUAGGACCUUGGUCUGAUGGUCACCCACUACCCAAUCCCCUAUUUUCCGUCGGGGCAGUGAGGAUUCGUACUACAAGUCAAUGUUGUCAUGUGCGAGGGAAAAACAAAUGUACAAUAAUAAGUUAUAUGAAACUGAGCUCCAAUGAGUUUAACAUCGGGGAUGCUCUGCAAGUUGUUAUGAAACAAGUUAUGACACUAAGCCAGGAGCGUCAGGUGGAGAUAAUUUGUGAUGUACCUGCUGAAGUGACAACCAUGCAAUUAUAUGGAGACAACUUGAGGCUUCAGCAAGUGCUUUCAGAUUUUCUGAGCAACACAAUCUUUUUCACACCUUCGUUUCAGGGAUUAUCUGUUACAUUUAAAGUUACUUCACGAAAACAAAGUAUAGGGACAAAGAUGCAACUUGUUCAUCUUGAAUUUAGGAUUUCUCACCCAGCACCCGGGAUUCCUGAAAGUUUGGUUCAAGAGAUGUUCCACCAUAGCCCCGGUACAUCAAGGGAAGGUCUUGGCCUGUACAUCAGCCAAAAGCUUGUGAAGAUCAUGAGCGGAACUGUACAGUAUCUUAGAGAGGCAGAAGGAUCAACCUUUAUUAUUCUCGUAGAAUUUCCACUAAUUGAUCAGAUUGACUGCUAUAAGAACUCUUAGUUUUACCGAAUUUGAUGAGGGGGUCGCAAAAAGUAAUCACAGACAGCCUUUUUCAAUGAACUAGCUUUGUUGAGUAACCUCACUUCCAACGCAAUGUGGUGAGUGGCUAAUGGCAUUGAGUCAAAUGGAUUGUGAAGGCUUUACUAGAGAUGCACUGCUUAAGUUGGUGAGGCAGGUGAGUGCCUAAUGGCACUGAGUCAAAUGGAGUGGAAGGCUUUACUGAAAGAGUAAAACGAACUGCAAGUUGGUGAGACAGCUAUCUUUCUCGAAUUCCUGAAACAUGUGAAAUUUGUAUGAUUGGUUUUGCAUCGAAGGCUUGUGGAAAUAAAGUAAACAUAGUUUCAAUGUGGACCUCACUACAGCUGUCAACGAGUUUCCUUUCCCUGCCGCAUUUUCUUUGUUGGGUGAAUAGCUAAUUCCUUAAGCUUUUACCUUACAGGAUUAGUUGCAUCGCCAAGAAGAUAUGAAAGUUAUCUCUGAUCAAAUGUUAGGUCGGAGUUCUGUUAUUAUGCUGUUUGGAAAGUUGAAUCAAGUCACAAUUCGGGCAUUAAUUUAUCUGAAUAUAUUUCACUGGAAAUAUAUGCUGAUGUUGUGGAUCUGCACUUAAAUGGAAAUCUGUGACACCCGGAGGAUCGCAUAAUGGAAUUCUAUACGAAGUUCUUCUGGAAUGUGUAGCGUUGUCACUUCAUCCCCAUCAAUCUACAUAGAAGAGAAAUUGUACCAAGCUUGUUAUUGUUGGCAUAUUAAUGAAUUUAAGAUAGGUUUUCUGUAAAGGUUUCCAGGUAGAAAUUGAAGGUUGACCGUGGUGUCAGAUCAUUUUCUACAAAUCCCAUCCAGUUCUCCAGUCAGUCAGUGAUUGAACAUAUUAUGUUGAAGUAGUAUGACUCCAUUAAUACAGUUGUGCUUGUGCACAUCUUCUCACUA